AAUAACAUACGACUGUUCUGAAUUCCUUCACCCUAUUUGGUUAAUUAACAGGCCUAGUCCUUCUUAUUGUACACCAUUUUUACCUUUGGAAAGUGUAAAUAGCAUAAAUAUGUGUGUAUUAUCACGCUGUGACACAGUUUAUCCAUUAACUCGAAAUGGAAUUUGAAAUAUGGAUUCACAGCUUUUAAGAAAUAUUUUUAUAUACAAGUUUUUUUAAGUUUUUUCUUGCUCAGAAAUUAUUAACUUUUUAUGAAAUCUUUGCCUUGCACAGAAAUGUCGUAUUUGUUUAAUUCGAAAUCGUGUCUUAUAAUAUGGACACUCAGUCUUUUAAAUUUUUGAAGACCGUAUGUUGUUGAACUCUAAAUGUCCAUUGUUGUUAUUUUGUAUUGUUUGGAUGGUGUCUCAUUGUCUCUUAUCAAAUAUCUCCUCCUAUUCAUUUUACAAAAUUUCGUCCAUUUAGGAACCAGUAAUGGUAUCUGAACACGGGGACGUAUGUUUGAUAGAAGAACUUUGCACGCUGAGAAUUUUAAAUGCCCAUUAUAAUUAUAUAUAUUAAUGUCAAUUUCAAAAUAAACCAAGUAUCAACCAUUACUUUGCUUUAAUGUAGGUGGUCGGGUCAUAAAAUACUUAAAUUCUUUUGAUUUACAGUUCCUAUAAGAUCUAUUCCAAGUCAACUUCUUUUCAUAAAUGUAAUGUGGCUUUUAACAUAAUUUGGAAAAGAAAUGAAAUGGGUCAGGUUUCGAUUAGCUGAAUUCCUUAACCAUAUUUGGUUAAUUAUCAUGCAUAGUCCUUCUUACUGUACAAUAUGUUCACUUUCCCUUGUUAGGCAUAUUACAAUAUCGUCAACUUAUAUAACUUAGAAAAGAAAUGAAAAGGGGUCAGAUUUUUCGUCUAUAUCUGUUGUACCACACGACCUUAUACACUCCGAAUAAAUACGAUUGCCAUGAUAUGACGGAAUAGUUCUACGGAUGAAAACAUUCCUCGUAGAUACAAUACAACAAUAACCAGAUUGACUCAGUUCGAAGUCGUCAUGAUAAGAACAUAGAUAAGUCACGGAUAUAGGACAUAGGGAACAGUUAUAGGUGUGUAAAGGAGAAAUAAUAAAGAACGUCACUAAAAUGACUGUGUUAAUCAAUCUGUGUAUUGUGAUGAGCGUGAUCUGUGGAGUAUCAGCAACAGUAGGGUUUGAGGAUCUUUGUCGAGAGAUAAUACUACUUGACUGUAGUCAGCUGACGGUCGAUACAGACGAGACAGUAUGUGACUCUAAUGGAAACUCCUAUAUAAAUUUCUGUGCAUUUGAUCAAGCCAGAUGUAAGGACAAACGUAUACAAAUAGAUGCGGAUUUUGGAUGUUUGACGACACCCAACAAGAUGUCAUCUACAACAUAUGUUGCCAUGACAACCAAAAGGGCAAUUCCUACAACAACUACACAAAAACAAACAACUACUACUACAGCUCCAAUGCCUACAACAACACCUAAACCUACACGUGACCAGCUCGGACAAUUGUUUUGUGAUAACAAAGACAUAGUUACAUGUAGCUAUGAUCCAACGAAAGUUUGCGCCUCUAAUGGAGUUACACACAAAAAUAAUUGUGAAUUUCAAAAGGCACAAUGUGACAACAUCUGGCUAUCAAUAAUACACACGGGUAGCUGUUGAAAACAAAGCUUGGAAAAAGAAUGCGAUGAACGAAAAUAUUUCCAAAACAGUAUCGUCCAAUAAAAUUGGUCUCCAAUACAGUAUCGUCCAAUAAAAUUGAUCAGAUCACUUAAUCAAAGCUUUACAAUAACAAAAGUUCAAGAGAUGUAAGAUAUAUUGAAGAAAUUAAAAAAAUAAAUGCUCAAUAGAGA
Messenger RNA from Mytilus californianus (California mussel), 1849 nucleotides. RefSeq lists its product as uncharacterized. The transcript has 4 exons. The record is from RefSeq and is a predicted model, not a curated record. Gene Ontology annotation, molecular function: protein binding. NCBI's taxonomy places the organism in Eukaryota, Metazoa, Mollusca, Bivalvia, Mytilida, Mytilidae. Bases 1119 to 1658 code for a protein of 179 amino acids.